CGCGUCCUCCAUCCCGCCGGCCGGGGCCUCGGCUUCCUCCCCGUCGUCCUCUCCGUCCUCUCCGUCCUCGCCGUCCUCGUCCCCCGGCCCCCGAGCCCCGCGUCCCGCCGUCGCCGCUCGCUCGCGUGCAGGAUGGAAACACCAUGGCCGCGGCUGCCCAGCUCUCCCUGACACAGCUGUCACGUGGAAAUCCUGUAUAUGAAAAGUACUAUAGACAGGUGGACGCUGGCCACGCUGGGAGGGUGCUGGCUUCGGACGCUGCUGCUCUGCUGAAGAAGUCGGGGCUCCCAGACCUGGUUCUCGGCAAGAUUUGGGAUUUAGCCGACACAGAUGGGAAAGGUGUCCUGAGCAAACAAGAGUUCUUUAUUGCUUUGCGGCUUGUGGCAUGUGCCCAGAAUGGACUGGAGGUUUCAUUGAAUAGCUUGAAUCUGGCUGUUCCUCCACCAAGAUUUCACGAUCCUGGCAGUCCUUUGCUGACCAGCGCGCUCUCAGCGGCUGAGCUGCCGUGGUCUGUGAAGCCUGAAGAUAAGGCCAAAUACGAUGCAAUUUUUGAUAGUUUAAGCCCUGUGGAUGGACUUUUGUCUGGCGACAAAGUGAAGCCAGUGUUGCUGAACUCUAAGUUACCUGUGGAAAUCCUUGGAAGAGUUUGGGAACUGAGUGACAUUGACCAUGAUGGAAAACUUGACAGAGAUGAGUUUGCAGUUGCCAUGUUUUUGGUAUACUGCGCCCUGGAGAAGGAACCUGUGCCAAUGUCCUUGCCUCCAGCCUUGGUGCCUCCCUCCAAGAGACAGACGUGGGUCGUGUCCUCCGCAGAAAAAGCUAAAUAUGAUGAGAUCUUCCUGAAAACCGACACGGAUAUGGAUGGAUUCGUGUCCGGAUCAGAGGUCCGAGAAAUCUUCCUGAAGACAGGCCUACCUUCUGCCUUACUAGCCCGCAUCUGGGCCUUAUGCGACACCAAGGGCUGCGGGAAGCUUUCGAAGGAUCAGUUCGCCCUGGCCUUCCACCUGAUCAACCAGAAGCUUCUGAAGGGCACCGACCCCCCUCACGUCCUUCCUCCCGAGAUGGUUCCCCCGUCAGACAGGAGCAGCUCGCACAAGAGCACCAUAGGAUCAAGUCCCGCUGCGGAUUUCUCUGCUAUUAAGGAGCUAGAUACCCUUAACAAUGAAAUUGUUGACCUGCAAAGAGAAAAGAACAAUGUGGAGCAGGACCUCCGAGAGAAGGAAGGCGCCGUCAAGCAGAGGACAAGCGAGGUUCAGGACCUGCAGGAUGAGGUUCAAAGGGAGACCGCUAACCUGCAGAAGCUGCAGGCGCAGAAGCAGCAGGUGCAGGAGCUCCUGGGGGAACUGGACGAGCAGAAAGCCCAGCUGGAGGAGCAGCUCCAGGAAGUCAGGAAGAAGUGCGCGGAGGAGGCCCAGCUGAUCUCUUCCCUAAAAGUUGAAAUAACCAGUCAAGAAUCACAGAUCUCCACUUACGAAGAAGAGCUGGCAAGAGCGAGGAAAGAACUGAGUCGGCUGCAACAAGAAACCGCGGAGUUGGAAGAGAGUGUGGAGUCGGGAAAGGCUCAGCUGGAGCCUCUUCAGCAGCACCUACGGGACUCACAGCAGGAACUCAGCGCGAUGCAAAUGAGGCUGAUGGAAAUGAAAGAGGCGGAGCAUCCUAACACCCAGCCACACUUGUGGAGCGGCCCACACAGCCUUCUGGUCAACGGUGCUGCAGACUCCUGCAGCCUCAGCCCCAGCAGCAGUGAGGCGGCCAACUUGAAUGAACACGAGGAAGUCCAGGGCAACCUAGAACCUGAGCCCAUGCACCAAGGGUCGCCGGCUAGAAGCAGUCCUGAAAUACCACCUUCUGAUACGGCUGAUGACAAUGAAUUGGGGGCCACAGCUGCUAGUGAAAACGUUUGUCCCAGAUUUGACCAGGACAAGCCCUCAAAAGAGGAUGAUCCAUUUAAUGGAGAAUCAAGUUCACUGACCGAUCCAGUUACAGAUACAAACUUGGACUUUUUCCAGUCUGAUCCUUUUGUUGGCAGUGACCCUUUCAAGGAUGACCCUUUUGGGAAAAUUGAUCCUUUUGGUGGUGAUCCUUUUAAAGGCUCAGAUCCGUUUGCAUCUGAUUGCUUCUUUAAGCAGACUUCUGAUUCUGAUCCUUUUGCCACUUCAACCACUGAUCCCUUCAGUGCAUCCAGCAAUGGCAGUAACACAUUGGUGGACGCACUGAGUCACAAUGACCCUUUUGCUCCUGGCGGGACAGCUGUCGUCGCGGCAAGUGACUCAGCCGCUGACCCGUUUGCUUCUGUUUUCGGAAACGAGCCGUUCGGAGACGGGUUCGCCGACUUCAGCACGCUGUCGAAGGCCAACAGUGAUGACCCUUUUAAUCCUGCCACAUCGAGCUCUGCCAGCAGUGAGGUCAUUCCAAAAACUGGGUUUGAGGAAAUGCCAGUCAUGACUGAAGAUGUACCCCCAGCACUGCCACCAAAGACUGGAACGCCAACAAGACCUUGCCCUCCACCACCUGGGCAAAGACCCAGCAACAAACUGGAGCCUUCUGAUCCAUUUAAACCAAACGACCCACGUCCGCCUUUCCCAGGCCACAACAGCCCCACAGACCCGUUCACUUCCGCCACUACCAAUAAAGAGGCUGACCCAAGCAAGGUCGCUCACUUCAGUGCUUAUCCUUCUGAAGAAGAUAUGAUUGAGUGGGCCAAGAGGGAAAGUGAGAAAGAGGAGGAGCAGAGGCUGGCCCGGCUGAACCAGCAGGAGCGAGAAGACCUGGAGCUGGCCAUCGCGCUGAGCAAGUCCGAGAUGUCAUCAGAAGCCUGAGCCUCCUGAUGUCUCUAAAUUAACCUCUCAGAUCCUCUGAGCCCUGUCUGCUGUUGUGUCUCUCACGCGUCCAGGCAUUGGAGAGACCACCUCACCGCCUGGCCGCCGUCACCGUCCUGGUGGCCGGUGGGCUUCUUAGCAAAUUCAGAUGCUCUCCCCUGGUUCGAAUGCCUUAAGGAGGGAAAGGGAAGAGCAUCGUGUUUUCUUUUAUGGAUCAUACAGAUUGGCUACUUUCGAGACAUUUUUGUAUUUCUGUAUGGCAAAAUAAUAAUAAUAAUAAUAAUGCAGCUUCAUUUGGUCUCUUAAACAUGGGGAAACAAUUGGAUAGAGACAGACUCCACUAUUGAAAAAGAGAUACAUUAGAUUGGACUCUUGUCACUUCAGACUCACUAAUUCCUAAAUAAAAGCAUUAAACCGUCACGUGUGAAAUACCUUUUUAUGAAUAAAUUUUCUCUGGACUUGACGAUUUUAGUUCAAUAGCUAUCUUGCCAUAUGUUUGCUGAUUAGCAAAAAAAAGUCUCUUACAUAUGAAAUCUGUAAGGAAGCGCUCGCUUGAAACGCCAGACAGUGGAGAAAAUGUAUAGCUUAAAAUAGAACUCACCAAUGUAAUGCAAGGGAAAACUCCGCAUGCAGCCGUUCUGCCUCUUUAAUUCCACUGUCCCUCCUCUGAUUCGUUCUUGAACUUGGCAGAAGAAAGGACGCCAGGACUAGAAGGUACUUUGAUUUUCAUUUCUGUAUUUUGUUUUCUUUGGUAAAGGCCCAGCCGCUUGAAAUGUCAAAACUUCCACCAGGUUCAAAUGGUGGGGUUGGGGGCCGGGGGAGUAACCCAUUCUGUACCGCUGUCUGUCCAUCUUUGUGGUUGAAAUGAGUUUGUUUUUGCCUAUCAUGUUCUCACCCAUAAAGUCAGCAAGCUAACAAAAAGAGUUUUUAUUUUACAUUGAGAAGCCCACUUUCGCUGAAGCUGACCCAGCAGAUGGUUGCAUUUGAAACGGAUGGUGAAGUAGACUGUAAAUUAUAAUGUUAUUUUUUUAACACGUGUUACUGAUUGAGAUAAUAUUUUGAAUACCGGGAUCAAGGAAAAGGCAUCUGCAAAUGAGUUAAACUCUGGAGUCGCUAAGCAAAGGUGGUAUUGGUCUGGGUUAACCAGAGAAACUGCUUAACAAAUAAAUCCCACCCUAUCUAAUUCAGCUCAUCUUUCUCCAUACGCUGUCGGGUGGCUGGAAUCCUAAACCACUUUCUUGCACUGCUAAUUUCUAUUGUUAUGAAUAGAAAUACUUGGGCAUAAAAGUCGAACACAUGAAGCAAGGGCCAACAUGGUCACAAAGCUUAGGUUUUGAUAAACUGAUCCAGUGAGCUAAGAGUGCGCUGUAAAGGUCGACUGAUGGAGAAAGUAGUUUGGGGGGAUUGUGAUAGGUGGAAUUGGGGGGAGGGUUCCGCCCUCACCUUCCCAUUACCGUUCUGGGAAGAGGUAAGUGGGCUUGAAUAACCUUCUUUUGCACUGGGGAAAAUGAACAAAUGUUUGAAAUGCUUUAAGGAAUUUUUUAAUUAAAAAAAAAAAAACAAAACUCUGGAAAACAUGAAAUACCUGUAACUUAUAGACACCAACUUUUGAUGUAAUAAGUGCACCCUUAAUGUAUGUUUAACUGGAUUAUAUAGUCUUCUGUUAAAAUAUGUAUGCUUAGUGAACCAAUAUAAUAUGAAAGUCUGUAUAUAUAAAUAUAUAUAUCACUAUCUCCUUGCUCGCUUGUACAAGAUGAAUGUCUUACUGACAAUGUGAUUGCUUGUGGUGUUGACCCUGGCCCUAGGGCCUAUGCUAAACAAAUACAUAUUGUAAAGCACUAAACGGCAGCACUCAAAUGUUUUAACCUUCUUCUACUUAUUGGUUCAUCUUUAUUUGCGCUAGCCGCCCUCAAGCUUCCUCUUGUUUCAGACUUCUAAGUGAUAGCCUGUAAUUACAAGGACAAUAAACUGUAAGUUACAAGAAAA
Molecule: messenger RNA, 4805 nt
Organism: Jaculus jaculus (lesser Egyptian jerboa)
Lineage: Eukaryota; Metazoa; Chordata; Mammalia; Rodentia; Dipodidae
Gene: Eps15
Product: epidermal growth factor receptor pathway substrate 15
Exons: 26
Coding region: 144-2819 (891 amino acids)
Biological process (GO): endocytosis; endosomal transport
Cellular component (GO): plasma membrane; clathrin coat of coated pit; cytoplasm
Molecular function (GO): cadherin binding; calcium ion binding
Source: RefSeq, a predicted model, not a curated record